AUGAAGGCUAUUCCUUUGCUUAUAUCCUGGCACGAUGACAACGCCCCUAUCUACUCUACACAUUUCGAUCCCCAUGGCAAAGGGCGACUGGUCACAGCGGGGAAUGAUAACAAUGUUCGACUAUGGAAAGUUGAAGCCAACGGCGAAGAGCGGAGAGUCACAUACCUUUCCACCCUCAUAAAACACACACAGGCUGUUAAUGUUGUUCGGUUUAGUCCUAAAGGUUCCAUGCUAGCGUCUGCUGGGGACGAUGGAAAUGUCCUGCUUUGGGUCCCUUCCGAAUUGCAAUCACAUGGAGGUCUGGGAGAAGAUAGAUCGGAUGAUAAGGAAACCUGGAGGGUGAAACACAUGUGCAGAUCUUCCGGCGCUGAAAUAUAUGACCUGGCUUGGUCUCCAGACGGAGUCUUUUUUAUAACGGGCAGUAUGGACAAUAUUGCCCGAAUAUAUAACGCCCAAACAGGCCAAAUGGUUCGCCAAAUAGCAGAACAUUCACACUACGUCCAGGGAGUUGCCUGGGAUCCACUUAAUGAAUUUGUAGCGACGCAGUCAUCAGAUCGAUCGGUGCAUAUUUAUACACUGAAAACUAAGGACGGCCAGUUCACAUUGACAUCCCAUGGAAAAUUUGUCAAAAUGGAUCUCCCCGCACGGCGAAUAUCGUCCCAUAGCCCUGCACCUCCUGAUAUCGCCCUCGGAACCCAGUCUUCGACCGCCAAUUCUUUAGCCAUAUCUUCGCCCGGCCCAUCGACACCGAGAACACCAAUGACCACUGUCUUACCCAUGGAUCCUCCCCCGGUGUCUCAUAGUCGUCGUUCCUCAUUUGGCUCUUCUCCAUCAAUGCGGCGAUCAGCGUCACCUGCACCCUCAAUUCCACUUCCCGCCGUGAAGCCAUUGGAGGCAUCCUCCCCAAUCCUUUUCGGUGGCAUCGGGGUGAAAAAUGCCAGCAUCUAUGCAAAUGAAACAUUCACUUCUUUUUUUAGACGAUUGACAUUUGCACCAGACGGGAGCUUGCUUUUUACGCCAGCUGGACAAUAUAAAGCUUCUCAAGGGAAUCAGGGCGAUCCUUCAAAACCCACUGAAGAGGUUAUUAAUACUGUAUACAUUUAUACCCGUGCCGGCUUCAAUAAACCCCCAAUCGCCCACCUACCAGGCCAGAAGAAGCCGUCAGUUGCAGUGAGAUGCUCUCCGGUUUUCUAUACAUUACGGCAGGGAGCGAAACCUACCAAACAUAUCACGCUUGACACUUCAUCUGGUGAUGAGGCAUUUCCGUCCUUGCCAGAUGCCGCAGUUUCUACAAAUAUCCCAACAAGCAACCCGUUGAUGGAACCCCCGCCUUCACUUAACACAUCUAUAUCAGACACUUCUCAUCCUCUUGCUUCACCCAAGACUAUUGAAGAGGAUGGCACAGCACAAGAGCCCAACUCUGCGUUCGUGCUGCCAUAUCGGAUAGUUUACGCUGUUGCAACACAGGAUGCAGUUCUGGUUUAUGACACUCAACAGCAAACACCACUAUGUGUUGUGAGCAAUCUACACUAUGCCACAUUUACUGAUUUAUCUUGGUCUAUCGAUGGGUUAACUUUAGUAAUGAGCUCAUCCGACGGAUUCUGCUCAACUCUGGCUUUCUCACCAGGAGAAUUAGGCCAGGUCUAUACCUUGAGCCCAGGUGAAAAGGCACCACAUCACCCUCAUAUAUCAACCGCCAUCUCCACAACUCCCACACUUCUCCAACCCCAUACAAUUUCAACAUCCCCCUCCAUCCCAAAACCCAGCCCAGCCCUUUCUGUCCCAACUCCCCCAAGCGCAACGGCCACUAUUCCUCUCCGGCCCGCUAGCCCUGCCGGUUCAACGACCUCAUCUCUAGCCCACCUCUCCUCCGGCAUCCCACCAAACUCAAGCUCAAUCCCAGGCUCCGGCUCCAACUCCACUGUCAUAAAUAACCCGACACUAAGCCUCAGCUCCGUCCCGUCUGUAACAGCCACGAACUCCGCCCCACCGCCACACCCCGGUUUCCCACUAACCACGCCACCGCAGACACCAAUGUCUGGUAUUUCCCACAGCACCGCAAGCUCGAUAAGCGGCAGCGUCCUGGGGAAGCGGGAUCUAGGCGCCAUUGGUGAGUCGGAGAGGGAUGACUCGAAAGAAAAGAAGGAGGAUGACAACAAGGAAACAGAAGCGAACGAUGAGACUGUCGUUGUUCCUGCAGUUAAAAAGAGACGUAUUGCUCCUACGUUGAUUUCGGGGAGUGAUAUGGCCGCCUCCGUUGCUCCUGGAGCUCCGGCUGCUGUCCCUGAUGUCUCUGCUGCAGUACCCGCCCCACAAAGCGAGGAUAGUAAAUAA
Paracoccidioides brasiliensis Pb18 is the source of this 2334-nucleotide messenger RNA. RefSeq lists its product as uncharacterized. The record is from RefSeq and is a predicted model, not a curated record. The coding region runs from base 1 to 2334 and encodes 777 amino acids. Gene Ontology annotation, cellular component: nucleus; CAF-1 complex. Gene Ontology annotation, biological process: nucleosome assembly; DNA replication-dependent chromatin assembly. Gene Ontology annotation, molecular function: protein binding. The transcript has 6 exons.